GCUGCUCCCAGUUGUUCAGAGGAUUGUGAUGCUGAAGGAUCGUUCCCAGGAACACCGCUGUCUUUUUGUGGGGGGUUUUUAAACCUUUUGGUCGAAGUCCUGCGGCUCGACCGUUCUGCUUUUCAUCUCGAGUGGAAAGUUGAAGGAAUUUACUGUGGACUUUUUGGGAGGAUACUGUUAGACUGCAGUCCAACACAGUGCUGCCCACUUUGUCAUGAGACGGGUGUUGUUGUGAACACCCAUGCAUCGCUUUCCUCACCACAUCGUACCGAUGGACCCUCAGGUGCGUCCACCUCCUCCGAGUAGCAGCCAGUCGGUGCCCGGCUGCCUGGAGAAGUCCCCGGCCAGCGUGUUCAAACCCAGCCACUCGCGUAGCAGCAGCACCGGCUCCUCCAAACAAUCCAAGCAGUCUCGUCACUGGGAGGUGAUGGACGACUUGCAGCGCCGCGAUGUGUGCUCCUACCCCGGCUCCUCUCCGGACCUCAGCAUCCCUGGGAUCUGUGAGGGCUACCUGAUGAAGAAGAGGAAAUAUCCGCUCAAAGGCUGGCACAAGAGGUACUUUGUGUUGGAGAAAGGGGUUCUCAAGUACUCGAAGACACAGCAAGAUAUUCAGAGAGGGAAGCUCCAUGGCUCACUGGAUGUCAGCCUGGCUGUCAUGUCCAUCAACAAGAAGACCAAAGGCCUAGACCUGGACGCUGGGGACAACAUCUACCACCUCAAGGCAAAGAGCCAUGACCUUUUCUACAUCUGGUUGACUAAGCUGUGUGCCCAUCGCGUAUUCCGAAAAAACGAGGCGAUGAGUGUCCAUCGUGGUGUCCUUCACGCUCUGUCCUUGGCCCCGAGCACCAUGCAGACUGCGACCACUCUCUCUCAGGCUACGAGUGCUACGAUCAUCCAGCCCGCUCACUAUGCUAGCUCAGCGUCUGUGUACACUCCAGAGAUGGGAUGCCCGGCCCCCAACAUCUCCUCCCACCAAGGGGUGACCAGCAAGGUGUCGGCGUGGCUGCAGCAGACCCACGACAUCGACGGCACCUCCAACGAACUGGCUCGUUGUCAGGGGGAGCUGACAGAACUGGCCCUGCUCAUCCAGCGGCUCCAUUGGCUGGAGGGGGGCCUGCCCAUCACAAACACCGACCUGGAGAUGCGAAUCAGCAUGCAGAAUCUGACCCUGGAGAAACCAAAGAAGAGGGUGGGGAAAGUGUUUGGUCACUCCAGGACUUUGUCCCGUGUUGAAGCCAUGGGGGGAACGUUCACUUCUAGCCACCUGAGCACCAGCAACUCUGGUGUGGGGGCCUCUGUUAAGUCCAUCCCUGACUACGUCUACACUCAACUGUCCAACCCUCAGGGGACCUCGCCAGAGGCCAAGAAGCUCCACCAGGACAUCUACACGUCUUCUCAGAAGGUUCAUGCGUCUCUCAAGUCAAUCCAUGAGGUUUUGACCAUGGAGCGGGAGAGACUGAGGCAGGCCUGGACCGGCCCGGACCUGCGGCACAACACGUCACAGCAGCUCGCGACACUCUGCAGCACCAUGUCUGAGCUUGACCUGCAGUCCCGUUUGACCAAAGUCCACUCGGUUUCACUCUCUUCUGACUCUACCGAGGAAUCCUUCUGCACCGUCCGUCCUGACCAGAGGACACCAUCCCUGAGCCGCCACAGCCAUCGCGCGCCCUCUGUGGCGGAUUCCAUGGCCGAGUACUUUGAUGCCAGCGAGGUGAUCACAUGCGAGAGCUCGUCAGAGGCCGAGGCGUCAGACGAGUCGGGCCUGAGCGACGUCACCACCACCAGCAACUCUGAGCCGGAUGAGGGACAUGCCACCGCCACCCUCAACUAUCGUGCCAGUUUGAACAAGGUUCCUGAAACGCCCAGCCCGGCGCCCGCCAAUACCGGUCGUCGUACUAUCCUCCCCGCAUCAGGGACGGACAACAGCCACAUUGGCAUCAUGAGCAUCCUGUACAACAACAUCGGCAAGGACCUGUCCAGAAUAUCUAUGCCGGUGGCACUGAACGAGCCGCUGUCCCUGCUGCAGAGACUCAGCGAAGAGCUGGAGUACUCGGAGCUGCUGGACAUCGCCAACCGCAUUGAUGACCCGUAUGAGAGAAUGGUGUACGUGGCAGUGUUCUCCAUCUCUGGGUAUGCCUGGGCGUCCUGGAGGAACCGCUACAAACCCUUCAACCCUGUUCUGGGAGAAACCUACGAGAGUGUCAGAGAGGACCGCGGCUUCCGCUACAUCAGCGAGCAGGUCAGCCAUCACCCGCCUGUCUCUGCCUGCCACGCAGAGUCUGAAAACUUCUCUUUCUGGCAAGAUCAGAGAUGGAAGAAUAAGUUCUGGGGAAAGUCCAUGGAGAUGCUCUCUUCUGGACUGGUUAAUGUCGCCCUACCCAGGUACGGUGACCACUACGAGUGGAACAAGGCGGUGACAUGUAUCCACAAUGUGCUGAGUCAGGAGCGCUGGUUGGAGCACUAUGGUGAGGUGGUCAUCAAAAACAACAACAGUGAUGACUGUACCUGCAAGAUCACCUUUGUCAAGUCUCGUUACUGGACCUCAGACAGCAAUAAGAACGAGGUGCAGGGGGUGGUCCUGGACCGGGCUGGAGAGGUGGUUCAUCGGUUUGGAGGCCUCUGGCAUGAGGGCAUUUUCUGUGAUACUCUGUCUACACCAAAGUGCAUCUGGAAGCCCAACGUGCAACCCGAUGACUACCACCAGUUCUACGGCUUCUCCCAAUACGCCAGGGAACUAAACGAGCUGACACCAGAGCUGGAGGCAGUUCUCCCGACUUCAGACACCCGCUUCAGACCAGAUCAGAGGCUCUUGGAGUGGGGGAAGGUGGCAGAAGCAGAUAAAAAGAAGGAUGAGGUGGAGGAGAAGCAGAGGGAGAUGAGGAAGGAGAUGACCAAGAGAGGAGAGGAGCACAAGCCCAGGUUCUUCAGGAAAGCUGAGGACCAGGCUGGCAGAGAGGUUUGGCUGACCAACGGGACCUACUAUAAGCUCCGCAAAGAACCGGGCUUCAAGAAGACCGCUGACCUGGAUCUGUGGUAGAACACUGCCUGAUGCUGGGGAACCAAACUAAAAACAUUGUAAUGAAGAGGAAAAAUAGGCCCCUGUAAAAAGUAACCACUGUAGUUUCCUCGUUAGUCUGAUAACUUCUAUGCUGUAGUGACUCAUCAAAGACAGAGGUCUGCUGCUACUGCCACAAUGUGGAGAAGAAGGCAUCUUGGACCAAUGAACCUCCCAUCAGGUGUUGUGUAGCAUGUCACGGUGAGAUGCUACUAUGGAACAGAUGAAGACCGAUUUGGGUGAAGCCUUUGGCGGUGCCGUGAUGGAGACAUUAACUAGGACCAAUCACGGCUUAAACUCCUAGACAAAAUCGGUGUCAGGACUUGAGGCUUUUCUGUGUGUAAUGUUUUGUAUUGUUGUGGGUUUCAGAUGUUAUACUUUGUCAGUUGUCGAUGAUCUUGCUGUUUCUUUUCAGUUACGUGGAAUUUAUUGAAAUCAAAAGAAAGCGGCCUCAGAAGCUUGCUUCCUGCGGAGGGAUCCGAAGCACAUGGAGGGUUAAUCUGGGCCUUGUGUAUUACAGGUGAACUGGUGCUGUCCUGCUUUUUUUCUCAGUGGGUCUUUGUGUAUAAGCUCUGUAUUAUCUCUUAAUACGGACACAUUGGUGAUGUGUUGUUCCCGUUAGAUUAGCCUUCUUCCUCUCCAGCCAUUUCUUGUCCUUAGAGAGCCGGCUCCCCUCCGACCUUUGUGCCCUGUUGAUGCAGUGAAGUCACGUGACUCAUCAUUUUAACAAUGGAUUUUAAUAAGUAAAAGACUACUGUUAAGCCCCGCCCCCCACCCCUCCCCACCACAUUAAAUCAAUUUUAUUCAUGGUUUUGUUUUCAAUAAAAAGCUUUCAUAUUCAGCAAGGUGUUCUACUUUUUCAACUUUAGUUCACCAAAUUAGAUUUUGAAUUAAUUGAUUCAGAAGAUCAAUCAUUCAAAUAUGUUGAAGCUUUUGUGGUAUUUAGCUUGUCUGAAAAUAAUUAGACCAACAAUAUACAGUGUACAUCUAUUAAGGUCAUUUGUUGUCUGUGACACAACACCAACACACAUUAGUAUAGAACUGGAUACCUUUUUAUUUCUUCAUUGUUCCUGAUCAUUUACAGCACAAAGCCUCGUUCAACUCUGACAUGUUUUCAUUAUUUGAACAGCAUUCGCGCCGGUCUCUUGCCAGUGUUAAACUCAGGGUCAACAGUGAGGUAUCCAUGACAACAGUGGGUGAAACAAAGAACCCCUCUGCUGGAGGCCUUCACAUCAUCGUGUCACAAUUAAGUCGGUACAAUUAAAAAAAAAAAACAUAAUGGUGUACCACAGUACACUGGUGAAAAAGGUAAUGCAGUAGUAGGGUAAUAAUUCUGGUGUUUUCUUUAUUGAUCCAAAGUGAUCAGAUUGUGAAAUUAAUUUUGGGUUGAACAACAAAUUUGGUCAAGUUUCAUAACCCAAUUUGUAGUGCUUUCAACUUUUCACAACCUCAAAUGUUUAAUUUGGGUAGAAUUUUUCAGCAGUAACCAUUUACUUCUCCUACUGGGGAAACGCAGAGGUGACCUCGUUCAAAGGCUCCUUAUUUCCAGACCCUAACGUAGAUAUUUGUAGUGUAGGUUGUACAUACAUGUUACAAUGUACACUGUCUACCUGCACAUGACUGUUUGCAGACAUUAUUCUGUCACUUCACCAGAUUCAGACAGAUCUCCAUACAGAGCAUCUGAUUUUAAAGGACAAAUUGUGAUUAUUUUUAGGUUGUGAUUGUAUUUUUAACCUUAGCGUUUGGAAAUGUUUGUUAAAUCUGUAUUCACCCUCUGUCUGAAACACUGCAGCAAUAUGGUAUUUUUCCGGCCUGGGGGCGGAGCCGAAGGUGUUUUUUAAUAUGCCUGCAUGUGACACAGGAUGGGGAGACACAUAAGAGAACUGUCUUAUUUCAGAGUUUGUGGGUGGAUAGGAUCUCCAUUCACCCAAAUAUAUGUGGACCAACAAUGAAAAGGUGUGUUCUUCCUACUUAUGUCCCCUUCAAAGUGUGUGAAGCUGCUCCUACAGCAGGUUUUUAGGUUGGUUGUUCCCUUGCCACUGUAGAAAGUUAUCUAUAAAUACAUUAACAUCAGGGGCCC
Messenger RNA from Pungitius pungitius (ninespine stickleback), 5135 nucleotides. Its product is annotated as oxysterol-binding protein-related protein 7-like. Gene Ontology annotation, molecular function: cholesterol binding. NCBI's taxonomy places the organism in Eukaryota, Metazoa, Chordata, Actinopteri, Perciformes, Gasterosteidae. The coding region runs from base 242 to 3037 and encodes 931 amino acids. Gene Ontology annotation, cellular component: membrane; cytosol; intracellular membrane-bounded organelle. The transcript has 23 exons. The record is from RefSeq and is a predicted model, not a curated record.